Lucilia sericata (common green bottle fly) is the source of this 1048-nucleotide messenger RNA. RefSeq names its product lectin subunit alpha-like. The coding region runs from base 429 to 1019 and encodes 196 amino acids. NCBI's taxonomy places the organism in Eukaryota, Metazoa, Arthropoda, Insecta, Diptera, Calliphoridae. Gene Ontology annotation, molecular function: signaling receptor activity. The transcript is spliced from 3 exons. The record is from RefSeq and is a predicted model, not a curated record.
CUUAUCAACAGCUUAUAAUUUAGACAAAGUACCGAAAGAGUCGUGGGUGUACCGCGGGUUUUUUCGAUAACAAAAAUUCUGGUACCUCCCUAGUAGCUGACGAGAGCUAAACUAUUUAUCUUUCUAUUGUUUUGCUUUUCCUCGUAAUUAUUCAUUCCAUUCUAAUUUUUGUUUUUUUAAGAAAAUUUUCUGAAAGAGUUUUGAUUCUAAUUCAUAAACAGUUUGUACAGUUUAGUAACUGAUACAAAAUAUUAAAUGCAAAAUAAGUUGAAACUUAUCGUUAAAAAUUACUCAGAAACUAAUUAUCAAGGUCAAGAAUUUUUUUCUUCUUUUUAAAAACAGUUCAUAUUUCUGGGGAAGUUUGUGAUGAUAAAGAAAAAAAUUCUCAAAAUGAAAUAGUUUAAGAAAAGUUUUACAAAAUUAAACAAAUGUUAAAAUUAAAUGUCAUUUAUUUGUUGGAUAUGAAACAUUUCAUAAGUAUUUUAUUAAUUGCCACACUAAGCGGCAGUGUGCCCGUGGAAAAAUGGCAUAGAAGCAAUGAUAAGAGUUUAUACUACAUUGAAACGGAUCCAAAACACAAUUGGUUUGAAGCUUGGAAUGAAUGUGCCCGUAAAAAUAUGUCCUUAAUGGCCAUAGAUACUUUUUACAAACACACACAAAUCGAUACUUUAAUCCGAAGACUAUUUCCAACAUCUCCCUCAUUUUGGUUGUCUGGUAAUGAUAAUGCUGUUGAUAAACGUUACGAAUGGGCUACUAGCGGAGAAGUUUUCAGUUUUACUAAUUGGGGUCCCGGACAACCGGAUCGUUUAAAUAAUAAUGAACAUUGUAUAUUGAUUUGGCAAAAUACCUGGCAAUGGUAUGAUUUACCCUGCUCUCAUAAACUGGGGUUUUUAUGUGAAGAAAAUACUUUUUUAAAAGAAAAGAAUAAGGAAUUGUCAAUAUUGAAAGAAAGUUAUUUACAUCUUUUUGGUAAUGGCUGUAAAUCUAAUAAUAUUGUGUUAAACAUUAAUAAAAAUUAAAAGGAAAGAAUUUAAUUAGUAUUAAAACA